GGGGCGGGGUCCCGUGACGUCACAUGUGGAAGAAAACAGCAGAGCAGGAAUCAAAACAAGAGACGGACACGCCUUCGCUCCUAAAGGUUAUUGCUGCUUAUUCUCGUACCUGCAGCUGAGGGGAAACCUUUCAGAAGCAGGUAAACAAAAGCAGGAAAACAACAACAAAAGGUGCGCAGACGGCGUCUGGCGCAGACAUGGAGUUUGCAGAGAUGCCACGCAGCGCUGACAGGAGCCGCUGAAACAGGUCGAAAAUAACCCCAACACCCGAAGCCCGUAAAAUGCCCAACCAGAAGAGCAGCAAGGGGAAGAAGAGCAGGCGCACCAACAGCAGCGGGGACGAGCAGGAAAAUGGAGCCUGCGCGGCCGCGGUGGGUGGCGCGACCGCGGCCGCGGCGCCCAGGAGCGAGCGCUCGAGCGAGUCUCAGUGUGCCACGCCUCUGGGCUGCAGCUUGAACCGCCCCAUCGACCUGGAGAAGGACGACUAUCAGCGGGUGCUCUGCAACAAUGAGCUCUGUCCUUACGGCAACUGGAUGCACCUGCAGUGCUUCUAUGAGUGGGAGAGCUCCAUCCUGGUCCAGUUCAACUGCAUUGGGCGUGCGCGCUCCUGGAACGAGAAGCAGUGCCGGCAGAACAUGUGGACGAAGAAAGGCUACGACCUGGCCUUCAGGUUCUGCUCCUGCCGCUGCGGACAAGGCCACCUGAAGAAAGACACGGACUGGUAUCAGGUGAAACGCAUGCAGGACGACCGCAAGAAGAAGCCCUCAGAGAGGAGCAGGAGUGGGGCCUCCUUCGAGGAGCCCAAGAAGUGUAAAUCAACAGGAGGAGCGGGGAAACUCACUCACCGAGCCUCCAGUCAGGAGCUACCUCGUAGACAAUCAAUGGACCGACAGAACUCGACGGAGAGAGGAGGGGCAGCAGGAGGACAAAACGCAGGGGGGGGCCUUCAGAAAUCUCCUUGCGACUCCCCAGGACAAUCCCCUCCAACCUGCUUUAACUUCUCCUCCACUCCCGUCCUCACACCAGGAGGUGCGCGGGGUUCCCGUCAGCUGGGGGAGUUCCUCAAGUCAGCGGUGCACAUGGACCCGCAGAGGAAGCACCUCCUGUUGGGAGGAGUCAUGGCCCGGGGAGGUGGCUGCUCCAUGGGGGUCCCCGGCGGUGCGAUCGGCGCUCCUCACUUGGACCCGGGCUCCGUCCUCCCCCUGCAGCUGUCCUUCGCCCUCCCGCUUCACCAAAGGCUUGUCCCAGGCAGCGGGGCCGAGGGGUCCCACCCCCACCCGGUGCAGUUCCUCAGGAGGCUGGACCUCUCGGAGCUCCUCACCCACAUCCCACGCCAUAAACUCAACACGUACCACGUUCGCAUGGAGGACGACGCCCAGGCGGGUCAGGGGGAGGAGCUACGCAGGUUCAUCCUCUCUGCACUCAGCGCCAGCGAUAGGAACGUGGUGAACUGUGCGCUCUGUCACCGGUCGCUGCCGGUGUUCGAACAGUUUCCUCUGGUGGACGGGACGCUGUUUCUCAGCCCUUCACGCCACGACGAGAUUGAGUACGAUGUCCCCUGUCACCUUCAAGGGCGAUUAAUGCACCUCUACGCCAUCUGUGUGGACUGUCUGGAGGGAGUCCACAAGAUCAUCUGCAUCAAGUGCAAAUCGCGAUGGGAUGGGAGCUGGCACCAGCUCGGCACCAUGUACACCUACGACAUCCUGGCUGCCUCACCAUGUUGUCAGGCCCGCCUCAACUGUAAGCACUGCGGGAAGCCGGUGGUGGACGUUCGAGUUGGGAUGCAGUACUUCUCCGAGUACAGCAACGUCCAGCAAUGCCCUCACUGUGGCAACCUGGACUAUCACUUUGUUAAACCUUUCUCCUCCUAUAAAGUUCUCGAAGCUUAUUGACAAACGUGCUGAUGCAUGCUAGUCAAGCUGCGUAUGUUCCUAUGUUUAUGUUUUUUUAAACAAAGUCUAGGAAAGAUUUUAUUUUUCUGGGCCUUAAGGUGGUCCUAGGUUGAUUCUUCUUUUUGCAUAGAGAUAAAUAUGGUGAAUGGAAAAACAAAAGUUCUUAGACGGUGUCUCUUCUGCAGUGUCUCUGCACGAAAAGUUCUGAGAAAGUGUGGAAUUGACAUCAAUGUCAAGGGAACACGCUCAUCUGUGACAAGUGAAUGUAUCUGUAUGCCAAAUUUGCUUUUAUUUUUUACCAAAAAAAAAAAAUCUUAAAUAAAGAGAAAGAUUUAGACACUGCUUGGUCAGUUGUUUUCCUUACAUGUUUCUGUUAUAAGUCUGGUGGAACGUUCUGAUGCUGCAUCAACCCGGAAGACGACCACAUUACAUGUGGUGUUCCACAAG
Oryzias melastigma (Indian medaka) is the source of this 2339-nucleotide messenger RNA. RefSeq names its product hdc homolog, cell cycle regulator (gene heca). The record is from RefSeq and is a predicted model, not a curated record. The coding region runs from base 282 to 1892 and encodes 536 amino acids. NCBI's taxonomy places the organism in Eukaryota, Metazoa, Chordata, Actinopteri, Beloniformes, Adrianichthyidae. The transcript has 5 exons.